Molecule: messenger RNA, 1656 nt
Organism: Marasmius oreades (fairy-ring Marasmius)
Lineage: Eukaryota; Fungi; Basidiomycota; Agaricomycetes; Agaricales; Marasmiaceae
Exons: 6
Coding region: 1-1656 (551 amino acids)
Biological process (GO): protein phosphorylation
Molecular function (GO): protein serine/threonine kinase activity; ATP binding
Source: RefSeq, a predicted model, not a curated record
AUGUCCUGGAAACUCGGAAGAAGUAAAAAGUCUUCCGUCACAAACCUUCGCGGAGAGGACCACAACGGUCGUUCCACUACCCCCACACCAUCCAAUCCAGAUGGCAAACCUUUGCCACGUUCUGGCCUACUUACUAUACGUGUCAUGGGUGCAGAGGGCUUAGCUCUACCUCCAGGUACCAGCAUUCCGCCCGCCGUUCAGAACGCACUUGCUUCACAACAAGCCAAAGUCGCUGCCUCCGUGUCACCCUCUAGCAUUCAGCAACAGAGACUGGCCAAGACUAGGGGAAAUAGGGACAGCAUCCAGCGAACCCAAUGUUGGUGGCUUCCGUAUAUCGUCAUGGAAUACGAAGUAAACCAAGUAUUGAUCACUCCUCUUGGCGGUGAACUCGACAAACCGCUGUACAUGUAUCAAGCCCAUUUCGACGUCUCCAGAAAUUCUUCAAUCUCCUUACAGUGCUAUCUUCGUGCCGACGAGCCCAACAGAGGCGGUGACGGUUUAGCUGAUGACCUCGGCAACGACGUUUUUCUUGGUGGUCUCACUUUCGUCCCUGACUUUGAGAACAUGGGCACCGAAAACCGGUGGUACGUCAUGUCAGGAGGUGCCGGUAAAAUUCAACUCGGAGUUUCUUACCAGCCUGGUUACGGUGGUUCUGUGAGUAUAGACGAUUUCGAGUUGAUCACCGUCAUUGGGAAAGGAAGCUUUGGAAAGGUUAUGCAAGUCCGCAAGCGUGACACCUCUCGUAUCUACGCCCUGAAAACGAUUCGAAAGGCUCAUAUCGUUCACCGCAAUGAGAUCACCCAUACUUUAGCCGAGCGCCUAGUUUUGGCUCAGGUCGACAGCCCGUUCAUCGUCCCGUUGAAAUUCAGUUUCCAGAGUGAACAGAAGUUGUACUUGGUUUUAGCUUUUGUCAAUGGUGGCGAACUCUUCCAUCACCUCCAAAGAGAGCAACGGUUCAACGAAGAACGGGCAAGAUUCUAUAGUGCUGAACUCCUACUCGCACUCGAACAUCUCCACGAGUUGGACGUCGUUUACCGGGAUCUCAAACCCGAAAACAUCCUCCUCGACUUUACUGGGCACAUUGCUCUCUGCGAUUUCGGGUUGUGCAAAUUGAACAUGAAAGCCAAUGACAAGACCAACACAUUCUGCGGAACUCCCGAGUACCUCGCACCCGAAAUUCUUUGCGGACAGGGUUACAACAAGACGAUUGAUUGGUGGACUUUGGGAGUGUUGCUCUACGAGAUGUUGAGUGGAUUGCCUCCGUUCUACGACGAAAACACCGACGCGAUGUAUCAAAAGAUUCUCAAUGAUCCUCUCGUCUUCGGUCCUGAAAUGUCUCCCGAAGCCCAAUCUAUUCUGACCGGCUUGCUCACUCGCGAUCCCACCAGGCGGCUUGGUGUGAACGGAGCGGAAGAAAUUAGAAGACACCCAUUUUUCAAUAAUCAUUUAGAUUUUAAAUUGCUUGCUCAGAAGAAGAUUCAUCCUCCGUUUAAGCCGAGUGUUGCCAGUCCUGUGGACGUAUCGAAUUUUGAUACGGUGUUCACGACCGAAGCACCUGUUGAUAGCUUUGUCGAGGGCUCCGAGUUGAGUCAGACUGUUCAGGCUCAAUUUUCAGGGUUUUCGUACAAUGGUACAAGCAUGGCUGUCAGUCCUUGA